Molecule: messenger RNA, 2784 nt
Organism: Seminavis robusta
Lineage: Eukaryota; Bacillariophyta; Bacillariophyceae; Naviculales; Naviculaceae
Source: the annotation of a GenBank genome assembly
AUGAAGUUCAAGAAUCCGUUCAGAGGCAGCAAGAAGGGAGCGGAAGACGCCGAGGCAUCCGCCAUUGUAGCAGAGGAAGACGCCUCGAAAAAGGAGCAAGACGUUCCCGCGUCCAAAAGGGCUUCUCAAAAGGAGGACGUUGCCUCUAAAAGACCUUCGAAGAAGGCUGAACCAGCCAAGAAGGCGGACGAGAGAGCCUCGAUGAGGUCCUCCGCCAAAAGUCCUCCCAAAAAGGAUCCACCACCUGCCACCUCCAAAAGAGCUUCCCAAAAGGUUCCACCGGCUGCCUCGAAAAAGGCGACAAAGAAGGACGAACCGACCGUGGUAGAUCUUCCCGAGAACUAUGUGGCGUUUGUGUUGCCGGGAGAUGCCGACCAAGAGCCAUCGGCCAAGGAUGUGGAGAUUUGGAGGAAAGGAACCGUCCAGUACAUUUCCAAAAAGCUCAAGGCUCAAUACGACUCCUUCUCGCAGUUGCAACUGCAAAUACUCGAGACUCAGUUUGGGCAGGGGAAACCAGCUCCACGAUUCCAUUUAUUUUUGAGAAUUAAAGCGGAUGUACACUUCAACACGUCUCAACAACAAGACGUCGCCGAAGUCUUUGAGCAGUACAUUAGUUCCUUCCAAAAAGACUACCUCGAAAAGGGACUUCGACCACUCCAAAAAUGCUCCCUCAAAUACGCCAAAGAAGUCCGGGCGCGGCGUCUGGGAUCCCAAGAAGCAGGAGCCGUCACGGCACCCAAAUUCUACAUUGCCUUUAUCGUGAAGGAACCAGCCAAGGAACCAACCCAAAAACAAAAGGACGACCUGGUGGAAUUGGCCAACAAGGAAUUUUCGCAACUCCUGACAAAUGAAUUUGAAGAUGCCUUUGACAAAUUAACCACGCUCCAAGUGACUGGUACCGAGCUCAAUGCCGGCAAACCAGAACCCGAUUAUAAUCUGUACAUUGAAAUGGAAGCCGUGGCUGCCUUUACGCGAGACGUUCCCGAACCGAUGGAUCUGUUUCGACCCAUGGCGAUUACGUCCGCGGAGUUUGGCAAAGACAUCAAGGCCAAUGUGAUUAAGGAUUACAGCAUGCUGGUCGUGCGCUGCACGUACGUCGAAACCUUGCCAGAACCAGACGAACCACCGCCACCCCCCGAUGACGACAAUGAGGAUGGAGAUCCCGCCGACGGCGACGAUGACAGUCCAGAAGGGGGGGAAGGAAAGGGAUCUGUCGAAACCGUCAAGAUGGAAUUGGGAUUCUACGUGGCACUCGUCCUGCAAGAUCUGGAAGGGAUACCCACCAAUCCACAAGUCAUGGACAAAAUGUUGACCGAGUUUUUCACGGAUUCUCUGGCGGCCAGUUUUCCCAAUUUUGUCAAUAUCCAGAUCGAAGGCAGCCCCGAGUACGAAGCGGGAAUUCCAUUGCCGAGAUUCAAUCUGCUGCAUCCCUACACGGCCACCCUGGAGUUUGAACAUCCACCUCCAGAAGGCGAUGAUGUCCUGAAAAAGAUUCUUUAUUGUGAUCUCCAGAGCCUCUACUCGAAAAUCAAAGCACUGCCGCCCCCUUACAAUGACAUGCUGGAAUUCACACUGGGGCGUGCACUGGAACAGCAAGUCACCGACCAGGCAUAUGGGGGCGAACUGGAUGAUGAGCAGAAACGAAAGGAAGCGGCACGGAAAGCAGCAGAGGAGAAGAAGAGAAAGGAGGAAGAGGCUGCUAGAAAAGCUGCGGAAGAAAAGAAAAGGAAGGAGGAAGAGGCAGCCAGGAAAGCUGCGGAAGAAAAGAAAAGGAAGGAGGAAGAGGCAGCCAAGAAAGCUGCUGCAGAGAAGAAGCAGAAGGAAGAGGCAGCAAAGAAGGCUGCAGAGGAAAAGAAAAAGAAAGAAGAGGCAGCAAAGAAAGCUGCAGAAGAAAAGAAAAAGAAGGAAGAGGCAGCCAAGAAAGCAGCUGCAGACAAAAAGCAGAAGGAAGAGGCAGCAAAGAAAGCUGCAGAGGAAAAACAAAAGAAAGAAGAGGCAGCAAAGAAAGCAGCUGCAGAGAAGAAAAGGAAGGAGGAAGAGGUAGCAAAGAAAGCCGCAGCAGACAAGAAACAGAAAGAAGAGGCAGCCAAGAAAGCAGCUGCAGAGAAGAAACAGAAGGAAGAUGCAGCAAAGAAAGCAGCUGCAGAGAAGAAACAGAAGGAAGAGGCAGCAAAGAAAGCCGCAGAGGAAAAGAAAAAGAAAGAAGAGGCAGCAAAGAAAGCCGCAGCAGACAAGAAAAAGAAGGAAGAGGCGGCCAAGAAAGCUGCUGCAGGCAAAAAGCAGAAAGAAGAGGCAGCAAAGAAGCCUGCUGCUGACAAGAAGAAGCAGGAAGCAACUCGUCGCAGCAGCGACAUCAGCGUCGAUGAUGGACCGACUGAGAUUGUGGGAACCGCCGACGUGUUCAUGGCAUUGAAUAUUCCACAAUGUCCACGUGAGCCCACGAAAAAGGACUACGAUGCUCUGAGAGCUACAACUCAAAAGUUCUAUACCAAACAUCUGAAAAAGACUUUUCCCACAACCUUUCUCAAGGUGGAGGUGGCUGUGGCCGUUGCAGCCUUCGGUGAGAACAAACCAAACGACAAAUACAACGUGUAUUUGGAAUGGGAUAUCAAUGCAAUUUUCAAGCAAUCAGGAGAUGCACCAGAUCGCUUCAAGCUCUGUAAUUCUCUGAUCACCAUUGAUUUCAAUGUCUAUGUAAAAGACCACGUUUGGUCCUUGCAAGGCACUCCGUUUACGGGUGCUCGUGCAGUGUACACUCAACAAGUGAACUCGUGGAAGAAGUGA